Molecule: messenger RNA, 1275 nt
Organism: Mercurialis annua (annual mercury)
Lineage: Eukaryota; Viridiplantae; Streptophyta; Magnoliopsida; Malpighiales; Euphorbiaceae
Product: metalloendoproteinase 4-MMP
Exons: 1
Coding region: 80-1135 (351 amino acids)
Biological process (GO): collagen catabolic process; extracellular matrix organization; proteolysis
Cellular component (GO): extracellular matrix
Molecular function (GO): zinc ion binding; metalloendopeptidase activity
Source: RefSeq, a predicted model, not a curated record
AUCACAAUUACUAAAACCCACCAAUUUCUUUAUAACAAAGCUUCCUUCUUCACCAGCAAUCAGAAUCCAAAAAUUCACCAUGCUCCCUUUCUAUCUCUACAUUUUCUUUAUCAUUUCUCUCCUCCGCAAUCUUCCAUCCACCAUUUCCCGACCAACACCAGAAUUUUCACAAGCGGAACCAACUAUCAGUAACUACAAAACCUACACGUGGCAGAAUUUCAGUAGCUUCCUUAAUGCCAGCAGAGGCAGCCACAUCAGCGGGAUGUCCCACCUUAAAAAAUACUUCCACCAUUUCGGUUAUCUUCCGUUACGAGACGUCGUUAACCUAACGGAUAACUUCGACGCUCGAUUCGAAUCGGCGGUUCUCCGGUAUCAGACUAAAUUAGGUCUUCCGGUCACCGGUAAGCUUGACUUUCUCACCAUAUCACAGUUAAUGGCGCCACGAUGCGGUGUAUCCGACACGGUGCACAAACUACAUACUUCAAGAAAUUAUGUUUAUUUUCCGGGGAAACCUAGGUGGGGUCGGAACAUACCUAUGAAUCUAACGUAUGCAUUUUCGCCGGAGAAUUUGAGCAGUUCUUUAAAGAUAUCGGAUUUAAAAGAGGUUUUUAGUCGUGCUUUUAGUAAGUGGGCAUCAGUAACUCCGGUGAGUUUUCUGGAGACAAGUGAUUACAAUUUCGCCGACAUCAAAAUAGGAUUUUACAGCGGCGACCAUGGCGACGGAGAGCCGUUUGACGGAAUAUUAGGAGUAUUAGCGCAUUCAUUUUCACCGGAGACCGGUAAGCUUCAUCUCGACGCAGCAGAAACAUGGGCAAUUGAAUUCAAAAAAGAGAAAUCAAAAGUUGCAAUAGAUUUAGAAUCGGUGGCUGUGCAUGAAAUCGGACAUUUGUUAGGGUUAGCUCACUCUUCCGAUAAAGAAGCGGUGAUGUAUCCGAGUCUAAAACCUAGAAAGAAAAAAGUUGAUUUGAAUGUUGAUGAUAUACAAGGAAUUCAAGCUCUUUAUGGAUCAAACCCUAAUUACACAGUUGGUUCUUUGUUAGAGUCUGAUAUUUCUACGAAUCAAGCCGUUCAGCUAAGAAUCAUGUGGAUUACGUCUUUAACACUGAUCGUAUGCAUGCUUAUUUUCUGCAUGUAGUUUGUGCGAGAUAGAUAAAUUUUCUACGUAUAUAAUGUUCAUAUUCUUUUGCUCGAUGUAAUUCUAUAUAGACAUUAACUCUUCGAUUGAUUUUUCUUUUUUAUUAUAUGAAGGUUAUUAUGACAUUAUUAAUAUUAGUA